Molecule: messenger RNA, 5470 nt
Organism: Oncorhynchus keta (chum salmon)
Lineage: Eukaryota; Metazoa; Chordata; Actinopteri; Salmoniformes; Salmonidae
Product: serine/threonine-protein phosphatase 2A 56 kDa regulatory subunit beta isoform
Exons: 13
Coding region: 1656-3200 (514 amino acids)
Biological process (GO): signal transduction; protein dephosphorylation
Cellular component (GO): nucleus; cytosol; protein phosphatase type 2A complex
Molecular function (GO): protein phosphatase activator activity
Source: RefSeq, a predicted model, not a curated record
GGCUUACUAACUGGGUUAAUACAGAUGAUUACAUCAUAAACAUUGCGCGUGCAGACACCAGGCACUAGAACGCAUGCAGUGACCGGUUGCGCAAUUGAGAGUGAGAAACUGGGUUCGAACAAACGGAGGAGCUGAAGAAGGAAGGGAUGAACAAUGGUUUACCACUAUCAGCCUCAAACUAAUGUAGACACGCACAGAGGGGAGGAAAGAAAGGGGUGAAGGAGGAAGAGAGAGGGAGGAGAGAAUGGCACAGUCACAUAUAGACAGUGGUGAACAAUCGGUGGACGAAGCCUAGCUAAAGAAACAGAAGGAGAGGACAGGAGGUCGGAUAAAAGGGAUAAACUAUGUUCUUUUUUAUUUAAAGAUGGGGAGUGAAAGAGGGGGUGUUCGCCCUCGGCGUCAUAACGCAUCCAUAGAUUAGCCCAAACCAAACGCUCCACCGCCCGUCCAUGGCGUAAAGUCUGGGGUACAUAAAUAUAUCUGAAAUAAUUAAAUAAUUCGCUGUGGCGAGAAGAGCGUCAGCCGCAGUGUGUCUCUCCUUGCACCACGUAAGCGCAGCCGAAACAGAGACGAGGCCAGGGAGGACGGAGAGAGAGAACAAGCCAUCCCUUUCCUAGCCGAACCAAGGAGAGAGGAAACGCGACAGGCAGACAACAAUGGGAAUAUAGGUCUAUAUAUACCUAAACCAUCUGUGAGCAACCAGCACAGCGGAGGUUUUUGGGGUGUUUUUAGCGGUUAGCUAUAAAGGAGACCGGGGAUUCGGUGUUGCAGCGGCCGCGCUGAAGAACCGCACAUGUCAACACGUUCAAGCUCCACAUCUCCAUCCCCGCCCUGCGCGGAUCGCAGAUCCGUCUAACGGCAACGCCAUGCAGGUUACCGAAUAACGGAACCGUUAACGGAACCGGGGAACAGUGAUGAGAAGGACUCGGAUCAAUGGUUUUAUGAUAUGAGCCUUUAUAAACGAAUCAAUUAAUGAAUUACUUAUCAUCGAUGAGAAAGGACCAAUCAAACAACUGAUUUUAUGGAUUCAUGUUGACAUUUUCGGAAUGAUCCCUAUAACCUGCUUUAUCGGUGUGAUGUGCUUUAUCUAAGGAUCUAUAGGCUAUGGGCUCUAUUCAUGACAGAAAUAUAUACAUAAAUACCACAUUUAGGCUGAUGAUUUAGUAGUAGUCUUAACAACCCAUGCGUUUCUUCCUAUCUCUAUCGAUAGAUACAUGGACAAUUAGGCCUACCCGUUAGAUCUAUGCGUUUGUCUUUGCAUAAAAAUAUGUUUCGGUUAAUUUAAAAAAUAGUGAAGCAACCGUUUUUUCCUCCCUCUGUUGUAUUGAGACGUUAGGCAGCAGGCAGACAGGCAGUCACAAGCAACACACACACCAUCCGUUCCUCUGUGGACUGCACCUCUCCAUCUAUAUCCCUCCCUCCUUCCUCCCUCCUCUAUCCCCCCUCCUCUAAUCCUCCCCAUCCCUCUGUUCCAUUCCCAGAUUAUCCAUUUUUAUUAAUUUGUUAACGUAUUAGCUCUUUUAAGGAUUAAAAACUGUUCACCCUAUCUCAAUACUAUACGCCUCGCCUUCACUAGCAUAUCAUCGGCGCAUCCAGACACAGACACACAAACUUGACAUACACACCGGACAGCUCGCCAAUACAACACAGCAGCGAUGGAGACAACUAAACUGCCCCCGACCAGCCCGUCCUCCCCGACCACCGGGUUCUCGGUACCGUCAGCGGAGAAGGUGGAUGGGUUUCCCCGGCGCUCGAUGCGUAGAGCCCGGCAGAGGCGCUCCCACUCCUCGUCCCAGUUCCGCUACCAGAGCUCCCAGGUCGAGCUAACGCCACUGCCGCUGCUCAAAGAUGCCCCUGUGGCAGAGCUCCAUGACCUGUUCUGUAAGAAGCUGCAGCAGUGCUGCGUCCUCUUUGACUUCCUGGACUGUGUGGCUGACCUGAAGGGGAAAGAGAUCAAACGAGCUGCGCUCAACGAACUGGUGGAGUCUGUUGCUACAAGCAGAGGAGUUCUGAUAGAGCCACUCUACCCAGAGGCUAUUAAGAUGAUCUCAGUGAAUAUCUUCAGGACAUUACCUCCCAGUGAGAACCCAGAGUUUGACCCGGAGGAGGAUGAACCCACUCUAGAGGCCUCCUGGCCACACCUGCAGCUGGUGUAUGAAUUCUUUCUGCGUUUCCUGGAGAGCCCAGACUUCCAGCCCUCCAUGGCCAAACGCUAUGUUGACCAGAAGUUUGUUCUUCAGCUGUUGGAAUUGUUUGACAGUGAGGAUCCGAGGGAGAGAGAGUACCUAAAGACCAUCCUGCAUCGUGUCUACGGCAAACUGCUCGGCCUGCGGGCAUACAUACGCAAACAGAUCAACAAUAUCUUCCUCAGGUUUAUCUAUGAGACCGAGCACUUCAACGGUGUGGCAGAGCUACUGGAGAUCCUGGGCAGCAUUAUAAACGGGUUUGCUCUGCCCUUGAAGUCGGAACACAAGCAGUUCCUGGUUCGAGUCCUGAUACCUCUACACACAGCCAAGUCUCUGUCCAUCUUCCAUGCACAGCUGGCGUACUGUGUGGUCCAGUUUAUGGAGAAAGAUUCUACUGUCACAGAAUAUAUCAUACGAGGGCUCCUCAAAUACUGGCCCAAAACCUGCACCCAGAAAGAGGUGAUGUUCCUAGGGGAGAUAGAGGAGAUACUGGAUGUGAUCGAGCCAUCUCAGUUCAUCCGUGUUCAGGAGCCUCUCUUCAAACAGAUUGCUGCCUGCAUCUCCAGCCCACACUUCCAGGUAGCAGAGAGGGCCUUGUACUUCUGGAACAACGAGUACAUCCUGUCUCUGAUAGAGGAGAACUGUCAGGUGAUUCUACCGCUGGUCUUCGCCACACUCUACAGAGUGUCCAAGGAGCACUGGAACCAGACUAUAGUCUCUCUGAUCUACAACGUUCUGAAGACCUUUAUGGAGAUGAACAGCAAGCUGUUUGAUGACCUCACUGCCUCUUACAAAGUGGAAAAACAGAAGGAGUUGAAGAGGGAGUGUGAGCGUGCAGAGCUGUGGCGGGGGCUGGAUGAGCAGCAGGAGAGGAGACUGCAGAUUCUGGGGGAGGCCAGUCGCAAUCAGAAGAACCUCCAGGAGAGAGGGGAGCCUCCUCAGCCCACCUCCACACAGACGGCAUUCCCUGAGCAGCCAAACCCAGAGCUCAGCGGAGCCUCUUCUAACACCUAGAACCAGACAGCGGAGGAUCAGUACCAGGAUACAUAGAGUAGUUAGAGGACAUACAGAGACAGUAUGCACAUAGCCAAACACACACAUGUACACACAAAGGAGCAGACGCACACGCUCAAACACACACACACUGACAACGUACACAUAAACACAUACAGAGUCGCACACAGGCAUAUACUGUUUACACACACACACACACUCAUGCAGAAUGUAAACAAAAGAUGAAUCAACUCAAACACAUAGACUACAUUGAAGUGCAAACACAGCCCUCUACAUACUCACUGGAAGAGUACCCACACAAACUGCCCAUCUUAAACAAGACAUAUUUCUCUCACACACACACACACACACACACACAUACUCACACUUACACACACAGGUACUGGUUCUAGCUGUCUAGGUUUUGACGUGUAACCGUUUUCCCGGUUCUCCGACAAAGGACUUUAUACCGUCCCAAAAGAUACAGAGGAAUGAUGACGUGAAUGCUACAUAAUAUUGUUGCUUCUUCUUCUAUUCUUCUCUACUGUACUACUACUACUACUACUACUGAUGUUUUUAUAUAUAUAUAUAUAUAUAUAUAUAUGUCUGAAUAUUAUGAUUAUUAUAGUGUUGGUGGGAGAAUCUUUAGUGUAGAACUCCUAAAGCUUUAGCAUAACUUGAGCAUGGUCCAAAUCACACCCUAUUCGCUACAGAGCGAGUGCACUAUUGGCCAAAUGUAGUACACUAUAUGGGGCCUAAUCCCCAUAUUGUAGUGCAAUACUACUGACCAAAAGCAGUGCACUAUAAUGGGGAAAGGGGCAACUUCCCAAAUGGCACCCUAUUCCCUACAUAGUGCACUACUUUUGACAAGCUCCCUAUGGAACCUGGUCAAAAGUAGUGCACUAUUUAGGGAAUAGGGUGCCAUUUGGGACAUACCAAGUGUAUGAUUUUGGGCGACCCCUAAUCUCCUAAACUAAAACAAUGUUCUGAUAUGUCAUUAUUCUUGUCCAUUCAUAAUUGGGCAUAGAGAGAAGGAAGAGAGUCAGAAAACCACGUUUUUCUAGUAAUAUUCUAAUUUGUUUUGGAUAAUGUGUGUAUUUGGGUUUUGUCCUAAAUGGCACCAUUUUCCCUAUGAAGUGCACUACUUUUGACCAGGGCCCAUAGAGCUCUGGUCAACAGUAGUACACUAUAUGGGGAAUAGGGUGCAAUUUGGGAUGUGACCUCAGUCUACCAUCUGUGGGCUCAGUCUACUAGUCCUUGAUAUCACACUGUCUUACUGUUCUUCUGUGCAUCUUAUUAUGAUUCAUUCGUUUGAUGAAAUUAUUUUGAAUUUCUUUUAAUAUUUUUAUGUUUUUGUGUGUUCAUUUUGGCGAUAUCUGAUAUUUAUGAUAUUUUUUUAUUUGAUCUCUGGAAUUGUGACCUUAUUGCAGGAAGUUGGCAAAGAUGAGACGUGUUUGUGUGUGUAUGUGUGUGUGUGAGAGAGAUGGAGAGGUCAUGGAAGUGUGUGUGUGUAUGCGUGUAUGCAUGUGUGUUCAUGUGUGUAAGAUGCAGAGGUGAUGGAAGUGUGUGUGUGAGAGAAUUCAGUAUGAGUGUAACAGUGACAGGAGAUGUGUAUAGACAGAGUGAUAGAGGGAGCGAAGUGGCAUCGAUCCCUCUUUCUCUCUUCUCUCCCUUUCUCUCCUUUCGUAGGAACAGGAUUUGAAUCAGAAUGUUACACUUUUGAUUGAUUGUGAAUCUAGAGGUUUUUCUUGCGUCUUGUUACCAAGACAACCAGACCAGCAGCCUUCAACACUCCUUUAACAGUGUUUAGUUUCAACAAAACAAAAAAGGACAUAAAGAAACAAACCUCACUAUCGUUAAAACACUUCCUGAAUUUUGCAAGUUACCCAUAAUUCCCCCAUUUGUCAGUCAGUCAGUUCGCUGGGAAAAUAAUCUUCCCUUACUACUAUUCUGUUCUAGAACAAGAAGAAUCCUUCCGGAAAUCGGGAAUGCUGGAAUUGGAACGCAAUUUAUCAACUGAAAGAAGAGGUUCCCGUCAGUAGAAUUAUAGAACAGCAAUAAUAAUGGAAUUGAAUAUGUACGCAUAAGUAGCAUUGCUAAACUACAAUUGCAGUGUCCUCCUGGUCUGGUUUGUAGGCUAUCCGUGCUCAGAAACAUAGAAACGAUUGAGGAUGACAAUGUAUUUUUUCCCGGGGACCAACAGCUGGGUAGAUGAAUGUACAGUCAAGUUGAACUGGGAUUGUAGAAAGGAAAAGAUGAUGUGUUAAAUUAACUUCACUUUGAGAAAACAA